GGCCGCUUCCGCUUCCUGCUCUGCUGAACACGGCGUGGGAAAGAUGCCCUUGCCAGCGAGCGUUGCUUCUGCGUGAGCGCCGCUGCGCUUCCAUUGGUGCGGGGAGAAAUUGAUCGCGCCGCUGGAGUUUGGAGGGGAAGCGGGUGGCGUGCACCUCCCGGUGGGUUGGAGACACGUGAAGCUGCUGGCUAGCCAGGGGAAGGAUAUGACAAUAUUUGGCAGACAAGUUGACACUUCUUAAACCCUGUUGAUUGAGUUCCAAAGUGUAAGAGCACCAAAAUGUCUGUUCUGCGGGGGAAAGGAUCAGCCCGUAAAUCCAAACAAAUUGUGAAAACAUCUUUGAACAACCCAUAUAUUCCACAAUGGUGUACACUGCCAGGAGAGGAUAUGCAUUUUGUCUUGCAGGCCUUGGAAGAAGUCAUUAAGCAGAUUGGGCUUAAAAAAAUAGAAGAUCGAAAGAGAAUGAAACCCACUUCCAGCAAAAGACGUAAGAAGGAAGGAUGUUGCAAUCUUCCAAGCAAAGUUAAUGAGGACAAAAGGGCUGAUGACCCAAAAGCACAUGGGUGGUCCGAUGUGCAGAUCAGGAACCAGCUUGCUAUUGGGAUCAAUGAAGUAACUAGAGCUUUAGAAAAAAAUGAAUUGUGUCUUAUAUUGGUAUGCAAAUCUGCCAAGCCUGCCUUGCUAACAUCUCAUCUGAUUCCACUCAGUGCAAGUCGAGCUAUCCCAGCUGGGCAAGUUCCACGUCUCAGUGAAACAUUAGCCCCAAUGCUUGGAUUAACAUCUGUGCUGGCUUUGGGGUUUAAAAGAACUGCUGAUGUGUUUGCAAAGGUACUUGAAGUAAUUAUUCCACGAAUUCCUAGUUUAGAUCUGCCAUGGAUGCAGCAUGGAACUGAACCACUUUUAAUAAAUGAUACUGAUGUUAUAAUUGCUUCAGCUACCGAAUUCACUGAGUCUACUCCAGUAGGCAGCUCUCAGUGUCACAAGUGGAAACUAGCAGAUAACAGCCUACUAUCUUCUCCUACUGUAGCUCUUCAGACCCUUAAAGUUAAAAAUGUUGUUCCCAAUCCCAAAAAAUGCCGCAAGCUUCCCAAAACUAAAAAACGUAUUUCAAAGUAAUGUUGAUUUCUAGUUAGCAUUUCCAGUUGCCUAAACUAUGAUGUAGAAUAAUGUCAUACCAUUGAAAACAUUUUUUCCAAAUUAGUUUUGAAUUGGAACUGAAACUGGGCAUCUGAGGUUUUUUUUAAAAAAAAGAUAUAUCCAUCUAGAAGGGGCUGCUUAGUAUAUUUAAUGCCUAAAAAAUAAUUUUCUUUUUUUUCCAUUCUGUUAUUUCUUCCCCUUAUUUUUUUCUUCAUUUUUUAUUUUAUACUUUUCUUCUGUCUUUUAACUAAUUUCCAGCCAGUGAAUUUCUUCUGCUGCUAGAAGAAACAAGGGGAAUGUGUUCAUGUAUGCCAACAGAAAUAUUAGUUCAUUGUAUGAAUAGCCUGUUGUUCCAAGUGAUAUUUAUUAGGAAUUAUGAAUUCAAUAAAUAUAAUUUACUUA
Ahaetulla prasina is the source of this 1539-nucleotide messenger RNA. It is a transcript of the gene RPP38, whose product is annotated as ribonuclease P/MRP subunit p38. Gene Ontology annotation, molecular function: ribonuclease P activity; ribonuclease P RNA binding. Gene Ontology annotation, cellular component: fibrillar center; ribonuclease MRP complex; nucleolar ribonuclease P complex. Gene Ontology annotation, biological process: tRNA 5'-leader removal. Bases 280 to 1116 code for a protein of 278 amino acids. The transcript has 3 exons. NCBI's taxonomy places the organism in Eukaryota, Metazoa, Chordata, Lepidosauria, Squamata, Colubridae. The record is from RefSeq and is a predicted model, not a curated record.